AUGCGUUUCAUCCAGCUCCUCCCCAUCCUCCCAGCACUUGCUGCGGCGCAAGAGCAGGUUCCCAUCGCGGAUCGCGUCCAGGGUUGGUUCAACAAAGCCAAGUCUUUUCUGCCCACGGCUACUCCGGUGAUCCCCGCCGCGGUUGAAAAGGUGGUUGAACAGAAGAUUCAAGAAAAGACUGUCACCCCUUUCAACCUUUCCAACUGGCAAUCCCUUCUGGCGCCAUCUGACGAGCCUAAGGACUGGUUUGUCUUUAUUACUGGUGGAAACAAGACGUGCUUUGGACGUUGUUAUCAAUCGGAGAAAUCGUUCAAUGAAUCCGUUCUUCUGUUCUCUGCUGAUCCAACCUCGCCCAACCUUGGUUACCUGGACUGCGAAUCGAACAGGGUCCUCUGCUCUGCCUGGGCCGCUGGUGCUCCGUCCAUUUCGUACUUCAAGGUCCCUGCUCAGGUCGGCGAGGAGCGCCCUGCCACCGCGCAAUACAAUGUGUACUUCAACUCGACAACUGUAACGGCUGAGUCCCUUUACAAAAUUCACUCUGAGAAGACCUAUGAGAAGCGGGGCGCGUACGAGGGCUCCUUCCACGUUACGGAUAGCUGGCUUGCGGAGAGGGGACUCUUGAUCCCUGCAGGCUAUGUUAUCUAUGCCUUCAGCGCAAUCCCAAGCUGGCUCUUCAUGAUCUUCAUCAGCUUCUUCAGCCGCUCUAUGAUGGGCCGCCGAAUGGGAAACACGGGAGCCCCCGCUGCUCGCUAA
Messenger RNA from Aspergillus bombycis, 753 nucleotides. RefSeq lists its product as uncharacterized. The transcript is spliced from 3 exons. The record is from RefSeq and is a predicted model, not a curated record. Bases 1 to 753 code for a protein of 250 amino acids. NCBI's taxonomy places the organism in Eukaryota, Fungi, Ascomycota, Eurotiomycetes, Eurotiales, Aspergillaceae.